Austrofundulus limnaeus is the source of this 1027-nucleotide messenger RNA. Its product is annotated as MAP/microtubule affinity-regulating kinase 4. Gene Ontology annotation, molecular function: ATP binding; tau-protein kinase activity. Gene Ontology annotation, cellular component: cytoplasm. The record is from RefSeq and is a predicted model, not a curated record. Gene Ontology annotation, biological process: intracellular signal transduction; protein phosphorylation; microtubule cytoskeleton organization. Lineage: Eukaryota; Metazoa; Chordata; Actinopteri; Cyprinodontiformes; Rivulidae.
GAGUUGAGGGAGCGGGUGCUGAGAGGGAAGUACCGUGUGCCCUUUUACAUGUCAACUGACUGUGAGGGGAUCCUCCGUCGCUUCCUGGUGCUCAAUCCCACCAAACGCUGCACCCUUGAGUCCUCCACAACAAAGGCGGGCCUUCCAUGCCCGUCAUGCACCCGAAGAGGAGCCCGACCAGUACAGGUGAUCGUGAGCUGCGGGAGGGCCGAAUGCCUUCACGUAAAGCCAGCUGCAGUGUGAUGGGGAGCCACAGCCUGCCUCCCUCCAGCCCAAUGGUCAGCAGUGCCAACAACCCCAACAAGUCAGAGAUCCCUGACCGCCGCAAAGACAUGACUGCCACCACGAAUAACAUCCCUGGAAGCACCAUGACACGCCGCAAUACAUAUGUGUGCACAGACCGCUCAGGCGUUGACAGGCACUCUCUGCUGCAGAAUGGCAAAGAAAACAGCUCUCUGGGCCACCGCCUGCCUGCAGCUUCUCCCUCCACGCUCAGCAUCUCUGGAGCCGGAGCAGCUUCCUCCUCAUCCUCUUCAGAUCGAUGCCGCCUGACCCGAGGCUCCACCAUCCGCAGCACGUUUCACGGGGGGCAGCUAAGGGAUCGUGGCCCCCUGGUCUACUCUGCACCACCCACUUCACCCACCCUGUCCCACCAUGAAGCCAGCCCGCUGCCCCACGCCCGCACCAGGGCCACCUCCAACCUCUUCACCAAGCUAACCUCAAAACUCACACGCAGGGUCAACCUUGACCCUUCCAAGCGCCAGGGCUCAAACAAAUCAGUCUCAGGCUGUACUCUUCCACAAGGAUCAAAAACAGUUAGGUCACAAAUGAAUCUGAGGGAAUCAGGAGAUUUGCGGUCACAAGUUGCCAUCUACCUGGGUAUCAAAAAGCGUCCGAGCCCGGGGCCGUCGGACGUAGCUGGAAUCUGAGAGGCUGUGGGCGGCGAGACCCUGUGGAGGUGGUACUGGCUUUGCGGGAGGCGGCYCUCAGAUGUGGCUGCCAGGUCCACCAUUCCGGCCCCUUUCUG